Messenger RNA from Adineta ricciae, 753 nucleotides. The record is from the annotation of a GenBank genome assembly. Lineage: Eukaryota; Metazoa; Rotifera; Eurotatoria; Adinetida; Adinetidae.
AUGUAUAAGAGCCUUGCCGUUGUUCUUCUCGUUGUCGGUGUUGCUAGUGCAGCCAAUACCUUCAAUAUUCAACGUGUCAAAUCACCUUUCGUUCAACCAGAAUUACGUGUUGAUCUUUGCCCAACAUGCAUCAAUGUUGCUGAUCAAUCAAUCAACAUUUUACUCAAUUUAAUUCUUGACACUGGCAUCAUCGGAACAUGCGGCACAUUGUGCACAGCAUUAGCUCAAAAAACUGGCUCUCAACUCAUCGGCACAAUCUGCGAUUUAGUUUGCGAUGUUGUUGGUAUCGAAGAAUUCAUCAAAUUGAUCGAAAAAGCUGAUCUUGAUCCAAUCUGGUACUGUGAAAUCGCUAAAAUGUGUCCAAUCAACGACAAUGGUGAUGCUAAACUCACCAAAUUCGCAAUCUUACCAGCAACUGGACGACAAGGUACAACAUUCUCAAUUGACUUCACAUUCGUUUCAUUGAACGGAACUGGUACUGGCGAACUUGUUGUCGAAAUUCACACACCAGAUCACAUUCCACUUGGCGCUGGUUUCUUAUUGGAAGCUCAAAAACCAGGCACAUACAAUGAACGUAUCAGCGUCAAAGCUGAACCUGACCCACAAUGUGACCCAACUCAAGAACCAUGCGAACAAUGGGGACCAGGUGCAUACAAUGUAACUGUUUUUAUUUGUAAUGGUGAAUGCGGUUCACAUCAUCCUCAUUCCAGUAUCUAUGAUACUGGUAAAGGUUCAUUUCAAAUUACUCAAUAA